Molecule: messenger RNA, 1080 nt
Organism: Desarmillaria tabescens
Lineage: Eukaryota; Fungi; Basidiomycota; Agaricomycetes; Agaricales; Physalacriaceae
Exons: 7
Coding region: 1-1080 (359 amino acids)
Biological process (GO): secondary metabolite biosynthetic process
Molecular function (GO): FAD binding
Source: RefSeq, a predicted model, not a curated record
AUGGCAGAACUGAAUCAGAAGCUUCGUGUUGCUAUCAUCGGAGGGGGCAUUGGGGGCCUUACGUGCGCUAUCGCACUCAAAGAUUGUAAAUCGUUAGAGGUUGAACUAUACGAAUCCGCGUCCCAGCUGACAGAAAUCGGAGCUGGCAUCACGCUGUGGCACCGUACAUGGACUAUUUUGAAGAACCUUGGAUUGGAGAAAGAUUUUUUGGAGAUAACUGACGAAAAGCCUCGGGACGAGCCUGGUACGAAAUCUCAGCCGCUGCGUGUAUCGGAUCGUGGAUUCCAUCGCCACGAUGUUCAGAAGGCGCUCUUGAAAAACCUGCCUCCCGGGGUUACAUGCCACCUGUCCCACCGGCUCGUUAGUUACUCAGAAACUAAAGAUGGAAUCCAACUCGAAUUCCAAAACGAGCGCACUGCUUUUUGUAAUCUGCUCAUCGCAGCUGAUGGAAUUAAAAGCAUCGUCCGAGCGAAGCUGAUGGCCAAACUGUAUCCAGAAAUCGAUAGCAAAAUUAUCGCACCCGUUUUCUCAGGGACCCUUGCAUACCGAGGGCUAUUUCCUGUUGGCGACCUUGCAAAACGAUGGCCCGGACAUCGUGCACUAAAGAAGCGAAUGGUGCACAUCGUUGUAUACCCCGUAUCACAAGGUCGGUUCAUCAAUGUGGUCGCAUUUAGUUCGGUCCUGUCAGAUGAAGGUAAACCAUUCGAUGGACCUUUUGUUGCAGAAGCAAACAAAGACAAGAUGAUGUCCAAUUUCAUGGACUGGGAGGACGAAAUAAAGGUUCUUCUACAGUGCAUUGAUAACCCCACAGUAUGGGCCAUACAUGCGCUCAAUCCAUUGGGAUUAUACGCUUCUGACCGAGUUGUGCUCCUCGGUGACGCGGCUCACGCUAUGACACCGCAUCUCGGUGCAGGGGCAGGACAAGCUAUCGAGGAUGCAUACGUCCUUGGGUCCCUGUUGUCCAAAUCAGCAGAAACACUUGAAUCGAUUCCAGAGGUACUGGCCGCUUACAACAAGAUCCGUCAACCAUAUGGGAACUACAUCCUCUCUACAGCAAAAACAGAGGGGUUCCCUAUAUGA